Molecule: messenger RNA, 3681 nt
Organism: Toxotes jaculatrix (banded archerfish)
Lineage: Eukaryota; Metazoa; Chordata; Actinopteri; Toxotidae
Gene: retreg2
Product: reticulophagy regulator family member 2
Exons: 9
Coding region: 57-1823 (588 amino acids)
Source: RefSeq, a predicted model, not a curated record
UGAUCUUUCCGUAUACCCCGUGAUCUCCAAAACAACAUAACAAAGUGGGGGAAAACAUGGCGAGCGGAGAGGAGGCCAGAAGACGCCCCUCGGUUACCUCCUCUUCGGUCGGCCUGGAGUCUCUGUUCCCUGCCGGAACAUCGGAGCAGGCCUGCGGGGACGGAAACCCGGAGCUCGUCCGCCUGCGGGAGCGUCUUCAGGGCUGGCUAUCGCAGUAUGAGUCCCUGCUGCUAUGGGUGCAGAGGCUGCUGGUCUGGGAGAGGCCGUUGUACAGCAUCUCUGUCGCCCUGACACUGAACACGUUAUUCUGGCUCCUGUCCUCCACCUCCCUGCGGCCUCUGUUCCUGCUGAGUGUGUCCCUGCUGGGGCUUAUGCUACUGGAGAGAUGGAAGCCCAAGUUGCCCAUUAUUACUGUUCAACAUGCAGAGGCUCACCCUGUACAAAGUGAAACAAUGAGUGUGGAGCAGCGUCUGCUCAGUGUUCCUGAGCUCAGCCACCACCUGGCUGAGAGCUACCUGACCUGCUGUCUGUACCUGCAGGAGAUGCUGCAGUACAAACGACAGAACCAUGGCAAGUUCUGUGUGAUGAUGUGCAGUGGCUGCUCUGUGCUUGCUGUGGUUGGACAUUAUGUACCAGGAAUCAUGAUCUCCUAUAUUAUAGUCCUGAGCGUACUGUUGUGGCCGCUGGUGGUGUACCAUGAACUGAUUCAGAGGAUGUACACUGGCUUGGAGCCAGUCCUGAUGAAACUGGACUACAGCAUGAAGGGAGAUACCGAGCACCGCAAACACGACAAGAGGAAGGUGAAGAAAGAACUGGAGGAGGGGGAUGAGCCAAGAGCCGAAACAGAAAGCGAAAGCGAGGAGGAGCUGUCUUGUUUUGCCCCAACGGUGGAUGUGAAGACUACAGCUCUGGCGAUGGCCAUCACAGACUCAGAGUUGUCAGAUGAGGAGGCAUCCAUCCUGGAGAGUGGAGGGUUUUCAGUGUCCAGAGCCACCACUCCUCAGCUCACUGACGUCUCUGAAGACCUGGACCAGCAGAGUUUACACAGCGACCCAGAGGAGUCCUACCUUCGGGAUCUCCCUGAGUUCCCCUCAGUCGAGGAGUUUCCGUCCAUUGAGCACAACCUGCUCCACUUUCCUCUGCGAGGUCCCAGCCAGGUUGACGGAGCCCAGGCUGGUGCUCAAUCAGAGGGAGAACCACUGAGCCCCGCCAGCCUCCUCAUCCAGCACUUAGCGUCCCCGCUCCACUUUGUGAACACACACUUCAACGGACAUGGACGACCACCAGGGGGUGAGGAGGGCAUGUUGCCUGUGCCAGGUACAGGGGAAGAAGCAGGGAGGCAGGGGGCAGAGGAGAAGGAAACCGCGGUGGCCCAGGGUGCACAGCGGUCCUUGGAGGCCUUGAGCGAGGAGAUAGUGAGCACGGCCAUCUCCACUGUGGUACAGAACACUCUGUCAGCCCUGCUGCGCUCCAGUGAGGCCAGCGAGGAGCCCUCUCUGGCUGAGUUCCUUCCCACUGAAACCCCACCGAGCGUUCUGGAGACCUCCACCCAACCCACCGACACCACUGCUAACACUACAGUUACUACGAUAGGGGCACUGGAGCCUGAUGAGGAACUGGAUGAGGCGAUUACGUCAGGAAGCGGCGCCGGCGAGGAGAUGCCUGACGACACACUAGUUCCGACUGAGGAAGAGGACUUUGAGCUUCUGGACCAAAGUGAACUGGAGCAGGUGGAUGAGGAGCUGGACCUCAGCUCUGACAGACAGGCGGCAGGAGGAGCUCCAGACACACCUCCAUCUCCUCAGCAUCAACCACAGUUAUAGCUUCCCUGUUGCCCCCACCUCCAACUGUUUUAUUUUUAUUUUUAUGUUAGAACUACAUUAUAUCCAUACAUAUUGCUAUAUACAAAACAUUUAUCAAAGAGUGUGACAUUUAAUACUGUUGGUUGUUGAUUGUGUGGCGGAUGGUUGAGUUUACGCGGCCUGUUCUGUUUUCAUAGCGUCACAUUACAGAGGUCUUUUCAGUUCGGUACCUGAGUUGUUUCUAGUCCAGGACCAUCACAUUAUCGGGAUCAUCAGCUACUAUCAGGUGGCAGUCAUGACAUAGGUCUGAUCUGUGCACUUAAAUACAAAACUAGGACAGAAAUCAUCAAUAAUGCUUUUACAGUUUGAUGUGGUGUUUCACUGCCUGCUGACCUGCUGGUAUAAGUGAGAGCAGGUUCAGGGCAGAGCCGGGUUAAUACUUACAGAGACAUCGUUAUUGUCAGGUGCUGCAUUGCAUUUUAUGCCUGGGCUCGGAGUUUUGAUGGUUGAGCUUGCACUGAAAUUUGCUUGAUAAUUUCGCAAGCAAAUUUCUCACCGCAUGUUGAAAAACCUGUUCAGGUUCAGUCUCAUGUCACAAUAAUGACGCCUUUAUUUUCUACCCUAAGAGCUGAACUCUUCCACCUUUUUUUCAUUCAGAAGCAGAUCUUUAUCUAGAUGGUAUCAUGGAGAGUUGAAGCGUUGGAUUAUAUAACUAUUAAUAUAUGCUAUAAAUUAUUUAAUUUAAUGGUCAGUUGAUGAAACUUUAUUUUUGAGCUGACAGGGAAUUUGACAGUAAAUUUUAUCCCUUUCAGUCGCCCGUGAUGAUUGUAUGAUAAGCUUUUCAGUGGUGUCGCCAUCGACGUCCAGGUUUAUAAAGUAGUUGCAUAUUCCCAGAGUUAGACUUUAAACAAUAAUAUUAUCCUCCACUUUAUCCGUACCUCCAAGCUUACAGUCAGACAGAAGCAUUCAGUCAGUAGUGGUCUUUCACUUGUUGCCUGGAAAUGGAAACUUAACCUUUGACAUUGUUGGAUGUUGACAGGUAGUAGAUCUUUACCCAAACACAUAAGUGACUUUGAUGUGGCAAGAUAAAAGACAUGUUCCUGAAUUUCCUCUUUGUGACUUAUGCCUCGUUUUUAUUUAUAUGUGUGAAUAGAAUUUAAUUUCAUACAUCCAUAUGUAAUUGAAUUUAUUCUUGAUCUACAACUUUAUUGACAAACACAGGCUUCCUGUUAGAUAGGCCCGUCUAUACCCAACUGUUUGUACAUGUAUAGUCAUCACUGGGAUAUGUAUAUUUACAAGAUAACCUCCUUCGUGCCACGACAAGUCCAUGCAUGCCAUGAAUCACGCAUGUACAAACCAUAAUCCAAUUUACAGAACAAUGUUUCUUUUACUGGAGCAGAUAUUUUUGUUUUUGAAGGGACGUGAUACUUAAAUUAUUCAGUUUGCAUUUCGCCGUUGCUGUGGAAAAUUGUUGACAGGACAAAACAAAAUUAGCUCCAUGACCGACUGUAUGAAGAGGCCCGGUAUUUACUUUUAUAAACCACUCAGCAUCCAAAUCUCAGGGGUGGGUUGUACAAAUUGAAUAUAAGAGACUAUGUGUCCAUUUCCCGACUUGUCGUAGUGCAUUGUAUUUGUACUAACCUUUCCUUUUUUCAGUCAAUGCCUCCUUGUGUAUAGUGUAGAAAUGCUAAAAAGGAACGUGUAUAUUCUGCAUGUAAAAACAGCACUCUGUUCAAGUUCUCCUUGUCAACUGACAAAGUACUGCACAAUUUGUGAGAAAAAAAAAAGUCAAUUUGAAUGUUUUAGGUUAAAAGAGCCCAUUGAAUUCAGUUUGUUUGAUAUUUAAUUACCAGUGAGGGGAAUAAGAGUUUUGAUGUGU